AUGGAUCAGGAGAAGCUCAAGAAGCUGCAGGCUGCGGCCGCGAACAACAGAAUUGGUAAGUCCACAGCAGUUGGCAAGGGCACGCCUCGGAGAAAAACGAAGAAGGUGCAUAAGUCAUCCGGCACCGAUGACAAGAAACUACAGACAUCACUCAAGAAGCUGAAUGUGCAGCCCAUUCAGGCCAUCGAGGAGGUCAAUAUGUUCAAGGAGGACGGCAAUGUCAUACAUUUCGCUGCGCCCAAGGUCCACGCCUCAGUUCCCUCCAACACCUUCGCGAUUUACGGCAACGGUGAGGAUAAGGAGCUCACCGAACUCGUGCCCGGCAUCCUCAACCAAUUAGGACCCGACUCCCUCGCUUCCCUGCGACGUCUCGCUGAGAGCUACCAAAGCAUGCAGAAGAAGGAGGGCGGUGCUGGCGGUGAAAAGAAGGAGGGCGGUGACGAUGAUGAUGACGAGAUCCCAGACCUUGUCGAAGGCGAGAACUUUGAGGGUAAGGUCGAAUAA
Cyphellophora attinorum is the source of this 504-nucleotide messenger RNA. Its product is annotated as Nascent polypeptide-associated complex subunit beta. The record is from RefSeq and is a predicted model, not a curated record. Bases 1 to 504 code for a protein of 167 amino acids. The transcript has 3 exons. Lineage: Eukaryota; Fungi; Ascomycota; Eurotiomycetes; Chaetothyriales; Cyphellophoraceae. Gene Ontology annotation, cellular component: nascent polypeptide-associated complex; cytosol.